CUUUGAAAGUUACAACGAAUCGAACGGUUGAUCGAGAAGCUUGAAUCAUGUCCGUGGAAGUAAAACAUCCGCUCGACUCGGCGAGCACAGAUCUGCUAGAAGUGAGUCGCCACAGGCUUGAACCACUCUCGACAAAGAUGGAGGAGCGCGACGCCGACGUUAUGAAGGUCAGUGGAAGGUGAUUUUUCAUAGGUCUUCCACACCCAUACAACAGCAUUCGCAACGUCAAACGCUCUUUAGAGUUUUGCUUUUGUUUCGGAUAGCUUCCAAUUCUUUCAUUCUCUCGAUCAGGGUUUGAUUUGGCUGUGUGUUUGAAAUGUCACUUGCUGGUGCGUGACGAGUGUGGAUUUUUCGAGACCGUCGAUCGAGACUUGAGUUCAAGACAUUGUGAAUUGAGAUGAUUUGUCGUUCAACCUCUGAACCUUUUAGUUAUUCCAACGAGAAACUGCAAAAGCUCUUCCGCAAACGUAAAUCAAAACUUUUUCUUUUCCGUUUUUCUCGUGUGGAGGUUUAAAAGGUAGUAUUCACUGGAUUUGUUUCCAAUCAAACCUUCCAUGCACGGCUAUAUCUGGGAAUAUGGACGACUGUUUUCGCAUGAGUAAUGUUUUAUGCUUUUAAAUCCACCCUUUGCAUAAUCUUUUGUGAACUGCUUUGUCUCUUCCAUGGUUUACAGUCUAGAUCCACGGGAAAUAAUCUUCUGAUGGACAGAAAUCAAAAGCUAUUUUCUGUUCCAGGCAGAAUAUAGCUCAAGGCUAGUCUUUCUUAACUUUUCCCUGUUCGCAUCGUGUUGGCAUCUGGAGAAUCUGAUUGUGUGAAACGAGACUUGAUGUUAUCAUAAACCUUUCAUUCGCUACAGUUUGCUGUAUUGUUGCAUCGCGCGAGUAAAUUUCCAAAACUACAUUCAUUUAGCUCGAGUGUGCUCUUCCUGAUCCAAGUCUCACUUGAAUUCUAAAAUUCACAGUUCAAAAGCUUAGUUCCUCUUCUUGGUCUACUUGUACGCUACCAAAAAACUGAAUUUAAAACGGGUAAUACAAAUUUAUUUCCACGGUUCAAACCCGCCCAUUCAUAGAAACACGCAGGUACUGCUAAUUUCUUUGUUACUGAUGAGUGAAAUUGACAACUCCACUACGUUCCAGUGCUCCGUUUACAAUCUAGCCAACUUCCCAUGCUAAAUAUUUCUUUAUACUUUGAUUUUACGCUUGUACAUCAGCAAGACCAAAUUUUCACAUCUUCCUAAUUUAUGAAAAGUAACUUGCAGAUAAACCAAUAUUUCUAUAAGUGUAUUUCUUCGUGUUGAAAUAUUUGAUGGUAUUUCCAACGCAUGAAAAAAUUCGAACAUUUGAUCAUAAGCGUUGCAUUGUACGCUUUCUCAUCGAAGUUUUUUCAACACGCACGUAAAUCACAAUUUGAAAACACUUCCAAUGGAUUACACGGCGGUCGUUUUACACAACACUCUUCUUUAUAAAGAACAAAAAGUCUGAAUGUCACAAAAUACUAACAAAACAAUCUUUGAUAUUGUGGUUCAUGUGCUGGGACACUUUUGAAUAGGUUUCUGGUUCUCCUAUUCCCAGAAAGUAAUUUCCAGGAUUUGUAAGAAUGAUGCUAACAUUAAAAGGUUCUGUGAGGAGAAAUAAGUUUGAUGUACACAUCAAUUAACUGAAAGAUGGUUGAUAAAAUGCAUUUAAAAUGAAAAUACAGAGCCACAAAGCCACAGACUACCAUUGUUGACUUGAUUUACUUGCUGCUGAAGUUUCGAAGCUCUGAAUUUAAAAUGUCAAUAGUUUAUCAGAUGAAACCCAAUUUUUGUGUCCUACACUAAUAUCAAACGUAAGCUUGCAUUUGAAAUCAUAAAUGCAGUCGCUAAAUAAUUAUACAAAUGUAGGUCCGGUUAAACUACAGAUGUAUGCAGUUAAUGGAACAGGUGUGAGAAUAUGUCAUACAGUAAUCUUCAGACAGCCUGGUUUGUAAGUGUCACAUUUUGACACAUAAAUGUGGGUUUCAUUUAAUAUAAUUAAGACUGAUUUACAUGGUGCAACUUUGUUGUACAUUGUAAGUAAUAUGCUUGCAAAUUAGCCUGUGAACAGGCCUUUGGUUGAGCAGGAACUUUCCCUUCCCUUUUCUUGCUAUUUUGUCCCCAAACAGAGAGCCUAUUCACAGGCUAUUACAAAUAAGAUUUCUCCACAGCUUUUGUCAUGUUCGUGAUAGCUUAACAACUGACCUACAACCGUAAUUGGCUUGAUUCAUAGAUUCAUUUCUUAAUAGUGUUGCAAGGGCAUUAGCUUGAUUUCCCCUGCCCUCACCGGUAUGAUUUUAUUCGUCCAAUCUUCGACUUAAAAGAUGGAAAAUAAGGAGUCCCUUCUCCUUCUCAAAAUUAAUGAUGCAUUUUGGUCUUUGUUUGUUUUGUGGAGAAGAAGAGGGGAGGUGUUUGAUAUCCAAUUUUUUGCUUUUCAAGAUCAUGGUUCCACAUGGACAAUAAAGGUAGCCAUGCUCUUCCCCUAAAGCAUCGACAAGCUUAAAGAGUUCCACGAUCAUAUCAAGAAUUUGAUGUAAAGACUUUCUCUAGUUUCAAAUAGUGCCCAUAUCCAGUGCGAAUAUUUUUGUAUUAUUUUUUCAACUUCAGCAGUGUCCAGGUCAAAUUUAUUCUUGAUUACUGGAAUAACAGUGAUGAUUUCUUGGAUAGCCUUUGAUUGUCUCUUUUGUCUUAGUCAUCUGAGAGCAUUUCCAUAUGUUCGCUUCAAAUUUUACACAAUUAUCCACAUAAAACUCAACUCUAUCCAAGCAAUCAAUGUCGUCUCAAACGUCCAGGUCAUUUUUGAUCUUGCUGGUUGCAUUUCCAUAUGAUCAUCCUGAUCAUCUGAACAUUAUUUGAGACAACUGGGACGAUCAGGAUAAUCCGGACGAUCAUAUGGAAACCAGGCUUAACUUGUGAUCAGGCCAAAUUUUAGCCUCUUUUACGAGGGUUGGACAUUGCAUUUUGCCUUGUCCAAUGGAGUUGUUUUUGCUCAGCAAAACAAGCAUAUAAACUGAUACUUUGAGGCCAAUGAAACAUAACUGCCUCAUCAUUAUCUUCAUUGUAAAUGCCACUUGCAGUGCUUCGUUGCCAUAGUUACAAUUCAUGACAUUAGAAUUUGGGUCAAUUGAAGGAAUAACGUUGACGUGCUGUGCUCGACAUCCUCUUCCCUCUCUCUUUCAAUAUUGGAUAAUUCCACCAAAAAACCAAUAGAAACCAACAUUAGGGCAGGUAUCAGAGUGGCGUUACCCAAGUUGAGUGUCCUUGAUUGUAGUUUCAAUGCUCUAAUGCACACCUUGUACUCUGACUUGAUUUGCUAACAAACAUCAUCUGAAUCUUGAUAACAUUUCAAGCUCUAUUUUCUUUCCCAAGGUCAAUUUGAAUAGUCAGAGUUUCCAAAAAUCAGCUCUAUCAUUGCCAGAGCAACUUUGUGAUGCAUGGGUAGAUUAAUUAUUUGGUUCUUUGUCAAGUAGAUAGCCUGAUAUUUCCAGACAUCGGGCUUUAUCGCUGGCAUCAUCUUUGAUGCAUAAGCAAAUUCUCUGAACUGUAGCCAAGAAAAUGAGAGCUGAGGAGAGAUGCUACUUUGAUCAAACUUAGCUUCAUUACUGCAUGUUUUGGUAAUUGGCGCUACAUGGUGUAGCAGCACAUUAUAGUAAAGCCACAAAAAGAUACACAGACUAAGUUAUCUUUAGCUCACUCAACCGAGAGAUUCCUAUUUUGGUCUUGGCCAGCUUAACUUCCAUCUCGUCUGAGUUAAUAGGUUAUUGUGUUGUGUUUUGAAAGCCUUUAGUGCGUGUAAACACCAUUUUAUUGACCAAUUGUUAGAUCAAAAUUAUACUUUAAGAGCUACUUAACUUACCUCAAACAGUGGAAUGAUUUAAAAUUGCUUUAAUUGGAAGGUAAAUUGCGUUUCCUUUCUCGCCUUCCAAAACACACCUUCCAUUUUCCCGGGAAUAAUUGUAUUCACUGAGAGGCCGUGACUUGUUCGUUAUAAAACGCGCAUCGAUUGGCUGUUCCUUUUAUUAGGCGCUUUCUGAUUGGACGGUGUGGUUUUCGUGCAGGGCGGGGAAGGCAAAAGGUGUCGCGUGGAUUGCGGCGUUGGAUAGUUCUCCCAGUUCACAGUUGUUUCGCUUUUUUAGGACGUUUGUUUUCCCCUGUAAUUUCUAUGCAGUGUGAAAGCGCUUUUCUAGAUCAAGGAUUUGAAAGCUCACUGACGUUAAUUGACCCCGAGUAGCUCGAAUUGUCGGAGGGUAUGGCCUUGAAACGCGAUAAUUUUGUGGCUCAUCAGUUUAUCCAGGAUUUGCUGUAUUGAAAACAAGUCAUAAAUCGUCUUUACAUAGAGUUAAAGCUGGAUAACAUCGUAAAUCUUUAUUGAAUGUUAAUGCUAAGUAACUGCUAUGUCACCAGACUUGUGUGUUCCUUUAUCGAAGUAUUUAUAGAUGUUAUGUAGGGUGUUGUAUUGCGUCUAUCUGCAUACCUUCAUCAAGAUGAAAUAUCGAACUCGAUUUCAUUUCGAACUUAUUGUAGUUAAUCGAAAGUCCGUCCUGACUUUUCACUUUUUUACCUUCUAGGCUUUCAUCCAGUCUAUGGGAACAAUGGGUGAAGUAUCGACAGAUUAUCGCGACGCCGAGGAAGAUCAGUGGAUGGAGCAGCAGAGUUCAGCGAGGCUGUUUGAACGAUCUCGAAUCAAAGUACUUGCUGGUUAGUAAAUAAGCAUUCUUUAGCCGUUAUAUGACUUAGAAAAAUCGGCUUCAACUUCUAAAAUCGCCUCGUGGUUUUUAUUGCUCAUAGUAAGCAUGUCUGUCUACAGGAGGGCUCUUUUAUUAUUCAAGAAUUUGAUGCUAGGGGUAAAUUAUUUAUUACCAAACAUUGAAUUUCGUGAUCGCAAAGUAAUAUUUUUAAUACUUAGCUCAUACUUCUUUGUAUAACCAGUUGUCUUCUUCUUAAGCUCUCUAUUUAAAGUUUGAUACAUGGCCUAAAUCAGCAAGAAAUAUUCACAAUGCUUACUGCAUGUACGUAAAAAUAAACACAAAGCGAGGAGAAUUGAUUACAAUGAGCCGAAAAGAAUGGAAAUAGAAUAUUACAUCUGCGAUCAUCUGAUUUCAUCAAAUAUAAGCAUAAUGCUUCAGGCUUCCUGAUUAGUUUAAACGUUAAUUUAGUGUAGAUUGUCAUUAGACCAGACAGGAGAGAAAAGCGAAUUAUAUAGAUAUGUGUAUGCUCAAAGAGUCGAAAUGUUCUCGAAUAUUUUUGUUUUUAUCAUUGCGGAGGUGUAGUCCCAAGGAUUGCGUGAUUCUUUUUGUUUUGACUGGAGAAUGUUUUGUAUGCGAACGAAAACAAAACUUCGCUUUCUGCAAAAACUCUUAUCGUUUAUUUGCCUGUUUGUUUUCUCUCUCAAUAAAGAUAUUUUUUUUCGUAGCAGGUUUGAGUAAAGCAAAAAUGUCUUGAAUACUAAUUUUAACAUUUGGUCACGGGAAAUUCAUGGGAACUUCGCAUGAUCGACUUUUCAUCACAACUCAGGUCUUUUUUUGCUCCAUCUGAAUUUUUUUCCGUGUGAAAAUAGGUUUUUUCGAGAAUAGGUAAUCAGAUUUUGAUCGAUAAAUAUUUUCCCUGGUGCUUAAACGUUUGUUUUCUUAAUUUAUCUAGCAUGACGGUCAAGUUUAUUUAUACCAGUCCCAUUACGCAGUGUUGACCAUAUUUACACUUAAUACGUUGAUUUUAAUAAUUUUUGUAUAUUUAUGAGCAAACAUAUUAAUAAUGAAUUCUUGAAGUUGUAUUACAUUGUUUGGUUAAGACUGAGUUUAUUGUUAAAUAAACAUUUCCAAAUAUUUAAAUUGUUCAUUGUCACACAACAUUUCUGAGUGCUGUCCACCAGAUAAAUCACUAUCCAGGGAUAAGUUUGAGUGAAACCAAUUGCAUUAUCCACCGGAUAGAGAUUUAUUUGUCGGAUGACAUUAUCUGCCUUUUAAACAAAUAGACCCUAUAACUAAGUUAUUGAAGUUGAUGCCUUAGGAGGUUUGCCCAAAGAUUAUUAUUUUGAUCUGUUUUUUUCAGUGUUCCUAAAUGAGGGUUAUCGGUUUAGAUUUUUAGAAGGAUAUACCUCAGGGUUCUCAUUAAGUUUUAAAGUAGACAGCCAGGAUGUAAAAGUAGGCGGCUUGGCAAUCAAGUGUUGUAGGCAAUUUAAGGAUUUCACUCCCUCACUUUAUCCAUUUACCCCAAGAAAUAGAUGGCUCAGACCUCAAAUUGCCCAGUUUUUUAGCCGGUUGAUGGCACUUAAUGAGAACCCUGAUAUAUUUUGAUUUCUAUCUGUAUAAAUGCAAACCAUAUGGCGAUAUCUUCAUUUGCAGAUGAAAGAGAAAAAGUACAAAAGAAAACAUUCACAAAGUGGGUCAACUCACAUCUUCAGCGUGUUAACGCAAGGGUUAAUGACCUCUAUCAUGAUCUUAAGGAUGGCAAAAAACUCAUUCUUCUUCUCGAGAUCCUGUCUGGUGAAAAACUGGUAAGAAUAAGUAUGCAAAUUACUGCUGUUCAAACCUGCUUGUAUUUUUAUAUGAUCUAGUAAAGAUUUCUGGGCUGGAGCUAUUAGAAACCCACCUUAAUUGAUACAUCAGAUUCCCCUAUGGCACCAGGUGCAAAACAAUUGGAAAACCACAAUAAAUAUGAUUAAAAUUCUCAAUAUAGUUCUUGCAAAAUCUAUCCAUGAGAAGCAAAUAAUGGGAGAGAUUCAAGGUUUGAUGGACCCAAGAUACAAAGAUAAUGAUAUUGUAGCUGUCAUGUUGUAUUAUAUGUAUGUUAUUUAGCCGUCUUAGCCCAUUGACACAUGUAAAGUUCAAAAGGUGUUAAGCUGUAAAAUAAUGAAGAGAGGGAUUGGUAACAUGUAUUUGGAAGACAAGAAUGCCUGCUGUUUUCUUUGACAGCUGUUAGAUGUUACUAUAGACGUGUAUGGUUUGGACAUGAAAAAUAUUUCUUUGAAAUAUUUUCUCUUAUCUUCAAGUUUGUUUAAUGGUGUUGGUUGCAAUGUUAAUUUCUAGAGAAGGGUUUGGCUUCGUGUAAAAAAUUGAAAUACCCUAAUUUUAUGUUGCAUUAUUUUUUAUGCCAUUCCUAAGCAAAGUAAUGUACUUUUCUUGGCGAGUCUGAUAAUUAACUGAAUUUUUCUACUCAUCUUCUUGAUUUACAGCCCAAGCCAUCUAAAGGACGAAUGAGAAUUCACAUGCUUGAAAAUGUUGACAAAGCCCUGACCUUCUUAAAAAAGCAAAAGGUACCGUUUAAUGUAAUCCUUCCUAUAGUAAUAAUAAUAAUAAUAUUCACAAGCCCUGUUAACUUGAACUAGAAGAUGUCACGUCUUUUUACUCAUUCAACAAACUAAAAAUCUAGAAAAUGUAAAAACUGUAAAAAUAAGAACUAAACGUUUUGAGAUAUAUUUCGCUCUUCAAGCCUCUUCAGUCAAUAAGCCCUGUUUACAACAGCAGAAUUCUUUAAAGUUUGCAAAGGUUUCAAGCCAAAAAAUGGAAUACAUGGCUUGAUAAACCAAAGUAUGGAUUUAUCAUAGAUUGGGGGGGGGGUACCUCCCACUUUCACAGUCUCUUCUCCUGCCCCUUUUUUCUUUGCUUCCCUCUUUAAGCCCUCUCUUGAUUUCUCAGAAUCUAAAGGUCUCUAAUGAUAUUUGUUUCAUUAGGUCCAUCUGGAGAACAUUGGCGCCCAUGAUAUUGUCGAUGGAAAUAACAAGAUCACACUAGGUCUGAUAUGGACGAUCAUCCUUCGAUUCCAGGUACUAAAUGUAAUGAUCCUAAACCAAAGAAAUAUUUUGGCCAGUGUAAUGUGAUUAAAUGGGAGAUUAAAAUAGGUGGAUAGUAACACACAUAUGUUUUGUUAGAUUUCAGAUAUCACCAUAGAAGGAGAAACAAAGGAGAAGAGAUCUGCUAAAGACGCUCUGUUGCUGUGGUGUCAAUCCAAGACAGUUGGGUAUGUUUAAAAAUAACAAAACGAUCCAGUUUUAACCCUUUAUGUCCCAAUAGUGACCAACAGCAAUUUUCUCCUAACGAUAUCCAGACAUUAUCAUGAGAUGAGGUUAUGUGAAUUAAUAAAAUGAUCACUUAAGAGAAAAUACUUUGAUCUUUUAUCAAAUUCUCUUAACUAACUCUUAAAGGAAAUGUAUAGAGAUCAGUUUGGAGAAUUUGUAUGUGGAUAUUGGGGCUUAAAGGGUUAAGGGUAGUUAGAAGGAGAAGGUUGUGCUGUCAGUACCUGAAAAAGUUUCUGCAAGUCCAUAAUAGUUUGAGCUGAUGAUAACACUCAGGAGUCUUUUUUUGCAAUCAAUUAUUUGUAAGUUUUGCCAGGAUUGAGCUGUAGUCCAUAUUGUUCAGGUUUCCUUACUAGCAAGGUAUUCUUACGGAGGGAGUUACUGGUGCAACUGGUCACUUGCUAUAUUUUCUUCUCGAAAUAAACACUGUUUUGGGGCAAGUGAAAUGUAAUGCCUUGGUGGUUUUUUAAUAUGAACCAAACUUUUUCAAGGUCCCACUUUGUGGAUUUUGUCAUAGGUUGUACUUUAAUGACAAAGAUUUUUGUGAUUUUCUGUACUAAUGUGCAUAAUCCUCUUGGAUACAAAAUAUAGGUAUCGCAAUGUGACAAUAUCAAACUUCACCACAAGCUGGCGUGAUGGACUGGCAUUCAAUGCAGUCAUUCACAGACACAGGUACAUGUACUUUCGAAAACUAAUGUGAUCAUACGGUCUUGUAAUGUUAUUGUCAGCAAUUUUAGGGCACAGUCAAAGCCUCAAUUCAUCAAUUUGCUCAGUGCAUUGUUGUUAUUGUUUUAGACCUGACCUGAUUGAGUAUGACAAACUCACCAAGAGUGAACCUGAGAAGAACUUAAAUCUUGCAUUUGAAGUCGCAGAAACUCAGCUUGAGAUCCCACAACUGCUGGAAGCAGAAGGUAAUGUAGAAGCUUGUUCCAGGCUCCAGGGUAGUUGUUAUAGCAGACUGUAAAAAGUUGCGCAAAACCGCAUGGGGGCUGGAGACAGAUGGGAAAGCAGGCCCUGUAAGCAUUGUUUUUAAUACCUUAUUCUGGUAUACCAGUUCCUGGUAUACCCUACCAUUGGUCAGUUUUGAAAGUUUAUAUCUACACUAUUGUCAAUCACUUGGCUUUGCAUGGUGCAUGUGCAGAGUCAGACAAACAUGGCAAGUGUGUGCAACCCUCCUACAUCGCACAUUUUGAUGCAAGAAAUGUUUUUUUGGGGAGUGGAUGGGACUUAGUGGGUAGACUGAAGUAUUUAAAAAGCUGCUUAAGGCUCUCCCCUUCUCUGUUUUUGCUUGUCUACAUUGACUAAGAGCCUGUUACAGGCUAGUGUUGUAGAAAAAAAAUAUAUUUUGAUUUAAUGCUUGGAAUGGUGCUUACAAAUCUUGUGCUCUUUGUAUUCUUUAGAUGUUAACGUUGACUUUCCUGAUGAGAAGUCGGUCAUGACAUAUGUGGCUGCUUAUUAUCAUUACUUUGCCAAAAUGAAAACUGUCGAAGUCAGUGGCAGCAGAAUUGGCAAGGUAAGUCAGUUUGUGUCUUAUAUCAUUUCUUGAACUCAUGAUUUAUUAGAAAAGGACUGCAAGAUCAUCUGAACUGUAAAAGGACUGUUAUAUAAGUAGUAUAUCAACUUAAAUCACAGCUUUUUCAUUAUGCUUCUACCCUGAUCCUGGCUUGUGGUCCCCCUAAGUUUUAUCUGAUGACCCUUGAUUCACCAGCUGGUCUCUCUGUAAAUGAAGCUUACUGUGUGUUGGAUGAAAGUAUUAUCUGGAUAAUGGACUAAAACUAACAUCAGAGCUGUCAAUGAGGACUGAGGGCCAGGGGUUUCCCCUGGCUGCCAUGGGCGUGACCCCCAACUAGAGAGAGAAAGAUGUGACAGGUUUCAUAACCAUUCCACUUCAGUAACUUUGGUAUCAUUUGAAUAGCCCCACCCCAGAAUUUUGUGCACAUAUGGAAAAAUUAAACUUGUACAUUACUUGUGUCCAGAAUUGACUCUGAUAAUGGCUUAAAUGCUUGUCAUACAAUGCCUUCCUUUUUCAUGUUCCUCAGUAAAGGUUUUUACAACUUCCUUUAAAAUUCUAUUUUUCAGGUAAUUGAACGCAUCAAAGAAAACUCAGAGUUGAUUGAAGAAUAUGAGAAACAAGCCACAGAUCUCCUGGAAUGGAUACAGAUCACCAUCGUAAAGCUGUCAGACAGAAAUUUUGCCAACACACUUGUUGGUGUUCAGCAACAGAUGCUGGAGUUCAAUCAGUACAGGACACAAGAGAAGCCUCCAAGGUGAGGACAUUAACAUUUGACCCUUUAACUCCCAAUAGCUGCUAAAGUAAAAGAUUCACAAAAAAUUUAAUUUAUUUUUUUGUAAAUUCCUAAGAUUUAAAUAGUACUAUUCAAAAGUUCUGCAAAAGAGCUUGCAUUUGAAUAGUAAUACCAUAGGAUUUCUUCAACAGACUUAUAAGUUAGAGUGACAAUUAAUUUUGCCAUAACUUUGUCAAGAUGUCGAAAGGUUAAUCACACCUUUGACGUCACUCUCUAUCAGUGUCUUCUAUAUCCAAUCAAUUUUAUUCUUGUUGUCAUCAUUGUCAUUAUAGUUUGCACCACCACAGAAAAUCAUGUAAAAGUCAUGGUUUGAAACAAUUUUUUCUUCUAUUGCUUUGAUCUCAGAUUUGUUGAAAAAGGCAACCUUGAGGUUCAGCUGUUUAUCCUUACAAGCAAGCUUCGUGCAAACCAUCAGAAGAUGUACACACCUCCGGAGAACAAGGCAUUGAGUGACAUCAAUAAGGUAUGCUAUUUCAUUUUGUUGUUGAGUUUAAACACAGUCACAGGGUUGUCAGAGGUAGCUGACUGCUGGCAAAAAUCACUGCCUACUUGGUUAGUAUCGGCCGACUACUCUGUUUGGCAAUUCUUUACCGAUGGCGUUUUUAAUAUAGAAUAUCCCUGGACUGGCUGCUUACUUUAACAACUCAGCCGUCUACUUCAAAACUUUCUGACAACCCUUAGUGACUAGGCACGUUGAAUGCAAUGUGAGAGCAUUACAUUGUGUUGAAUUGUUCAAGGCAAGUUUGAUUAAAUAUUAUUUUAGCUGUUAUGUUAAAAACAUGGUUAGCGAUGUACAAUGGACAGUGUGACAAUAGUACAUUAGUGAAACAAGCAGCUCUUACACCACUUGCAAACUGUCAAGUCUGUAGAUCAGAAAAAAAAACAAAACAAAAAACAAGGAAAAACAGUUACUUAGAUACUCGUAUUGUGUAAAUGACGAUGCCAAAUUCUUUUAAUUAAAAAAGUUAGAAUUUGUUAUUAUAUUUAUAUUUUCCUUUGUAACCUUUCACAUUAUUUUUACAUUUUUGAAAUUUUAUCGCAUUUUCAUUAUAGUACUUACAGAUGUCAAAAUGUGGUACUGUAGAUCAGACAAUUAUAAACUCUUGAUAUUAAUCAAUAUUAUUUUAGCUAGAGCUAAGGUUCUUUUUAUUAUGAUAUUUCUAGCUUUACUCACUAUAUAUCUUGUUAAUGCUUCUUUAACCCUUUAAGUCCCAAUAGUGGCCAACAUCAAUUUUCUCCUAACAAUAUCCAUACAUUAUUAUGAGAUGAGGUUAUGAGAAUUAAUAAAAUGAUCACAAAGAGAAAAAUCUCUGAUCUGUUAUCAGUUUCUCCCAACUAAUUCUGUAAGGAAAUGUACAGAGAUCAGUUGGGAGAAUUUGUUUAUGGAUAUCGGGACUUAAAGGGUUAAUUUGGUUCUUAACAUUAUUUUUCCAUCACAUGUAGGCGUGGGAAUCGUUGGAACGAGCUGAACAUGAAAGGGAGCUUGCUUUGAGAGAAGAACUCAUGAGGUAGAACACUGAUCAGUUACUUGCAUCAUUUCCUUCAAUGAAUAUUCUCUCGCAAACAGUGAUUUUUUUUAUACUUACUGUUUUUCCCUUUCACAGACAAGAGAGGCUUGAAAUGCUGGCUGCAAAGUUUGACAGAAAGGUAGAUAUUGUUGUUGAACUCACUAUUAUUUUAGAUCAGGGAAUGGGUUUUGUAAGAAAUCCACUUUGAUUAGAUUAGCAGUUCUUAAUCUUUAGAAGAGCACCAAUUUUGGGGUUAAUUUGUAUUGAACUCAACAACUGAAUGGUCAUUGUUGUUCAACUUUUAGGCUGCUAUGCGAGAAACUUGGCUGAAUGAAAACCAGCGCUUGGUAUCACAAGACAACUUUGGAAAUGACAUAGCAGCAGUUGAGGCAGCAACCAAGAAACACGAGGCCAUUGAAACUGAUAUCAUGGUAUGAUUAACUUAAUUUCUCCAUAAUUUUCAUUUACUCUUGAUGGGCGAAUAAUGGUCUCUCAAGUUUAUAAGAACUGGCAAUUCAGUAACAAGUGAUGGUAUGCUACUUUUCAUAGGCAUAUGAAGAACGUAUCAACGCCAUUGUUCAAGUUGCUGAUGAACUACACAAAGAAAACUAUCAUGAAUCUGACAGAGUUCAGUCCAGGUUUGGCUUUAUUUUUUUUUACAUUUAGUAUGUUACUUUCACAUUCUUCUUUUUAAAAGGCAAUUUACUCUAAAAAAAUAAUGGAGCUCACUUUCUCUAUAACAUUUCAUGAAAUGUCUCCAAAAUGAUGUUUUGUGUUAUUUAUUUUGCAGGAAAGACUUGAUCUUGCAGCUAUGGGAACAACUUCUUGAGUUGCUGAAGCGCCGUCGUUCUCGACUUGAGAAAAGCAUGAAGUUGCAGAGAAUAUUCCAGGAGAUGAUCAAUGCCAUCGAUUGGAUGGAUGAAAUUAAGGUAGUGAUACAGAUAAUGUAUUCUCAAAAAACAGGCUGAUUCUAUUAACAUGUACAAGUUUUUUAAGCUCCUUUCUCGGCAAGUCAAGUUUUAGUGCUGGUAUAUAUGGGUUUUUGCACAAAAUUUGUUUCAUUGUUCUAAGGGUAAUUUUUGCAGUAGUGGAGUGGAAGAUAAUACAUGUAACUGGAAAAUUUUUUUGGGGUUGUUUUAAGUGUCAGCAUCGACCAUUACUUAACUUUCCAAGAACAUCUUUGGUUUAAUCUUUGUUUUGUUAGUACAUGUUGUAAAUAUUCAAAUAAAAUUUUGGUCAUGUACUCUUUGAACUCUUCUGUAGUUUUUAGUUUGACAGAAUUAAAGAGUAAUGACAUCUUAUCAGAGUAAUGGCAGUAAGCUUGAUUUGGCUACCAGUAGCAUACAAGAUUGUGGGCCAGUAGAGUACCUGGAUGAAGAUAAACAUAAACUUACAUUGAUUUAUACUUUAUGAUUUUGUUUUUAUUUUAGAUGGGACUUCUGUCAGAAGAUUAUGGCAAACACUUGCUUGGUGUUGAGGACUUGCUGCAGAAACACAGUCUUGUGGAAGGAGACAUAGCAGCACAAGCUGACAGAGUAAAGAAUGUCAAUGAACAGGCCGAGUUGUUUUUACAGCUGGACAAUGAGGAAGAUGGUAAGAAUUGUUUGUGUUAAGUUCUUUCCAAAGUUUAACCCUUUCAUUUCAAUAGAGACAGUAAGUAGACAGAUCUAACGUUCAAGUUUGUGGAUAAAAUUUAAAGUGCGAUCAUUUGAUAAUUCAUUGAAAGCUACUGAAUGUACUCUCCUGUAUUACUGUUUGUUAUACUUUUAGUCUUGAAGGAAAUCUUAUGGUAUGAGUUUUAAAUGACACCUCUUUAGCUACAUAUUUACUGGUACUAUUUGCAUUCUGGUAUUUUAUCACAUACAGUUUGGAAGUUUUCUCAAGUGUUCAAGUUUAAUCAAAUUCUUGGCUAUUAUAUAAAAUGGUCCAUUCACUGGACAAGGAUAUUAAGUUGAUAUUGAGGCUUGAUAGGUUAAAACACUUACAAACUCUUUAUUCAUUUUUUGGACAGUAUAUGAACAAGAUUUAUGUAAACAUCCAUGAUUACCAACUUAAACCUUUCAUUUUCUCAUUGCAGGUUACCAACCUGAUGAAAACCAGAUCAGAGACCACCAGGCUGAGUUAGAAGGAGCUUAUAACGAACUUUUGCAGCUGGCUGCAGCUAGGCGUGCAAGGCUGGAUGAGUCCCAUAAGUUACAGACCUUCUACCGCGAUGCAGAGGAGGAGGAGAUGUGGGUUUCUGAAAAGACUCAAUCGUUGCAGUCUACUGAUUAUGGACAUGAUCUUAAUAGUGCCAUGCUGCUGUUGACCAAGCAUGAGGUUAGUGCAUUAUAUAAUGAAGUUAAAUUGAUUUAACACAGUUAACAACGAGGGGCGAGGGCGUGGCCAGCAGUCAGUCGUUGGGCUCAAGCGCAGUCAGUCUUGCUUGCAUCACCUCCAUGUGCUCAGUACAAUGUUUUCCUGGUGGCCACUCUCUUCGUUCAGCCUUUAGAUCAUUCUUUUACCCCCAUUCCUGCCCCCUUUCAGUUUUCCAUUAAUAAAUCUGCGAGACAGGUGCAUGGUUCCAUUGGUGUGGGGGCUCAUGGCUGGAGGGCGAGGGUUUGCCAGCUAUGGGGGCAUAACUCUGUCUAGGGGCUGGCUGUGGCAAAAGUCCCUGGACAUCCGGGGCACCCACCUCCACUAAGCCACACAGUUGUGCUCUUCUUUCAAAGUCAUGCAAAAUUUAGCCAUAUGAAUAUGCAUUUUGGUCUGUAAUACCCCAAGAUUGAAAAGGGAGGUGGAAAAUACAGAAGAUAAAAAUAUAUUAUUUUCUGUGUAAUGUUAAGAGAACAACUGGUAUGUAAGGCAUAAUAAACAGCACCUCAGGAACAUAAUAGAGUCCUCCAUAGCUUUCCCUUUUUACCAACAAGUAAUGUUGACAUUGGUGAUUUUCUUUCUUAGGCUGUGGAACGAGACAUGGCCAAACGCGACACUCACACAAAGGCAGUACUGAAAAGUGGCCAAGACCUUGUGGACUCUGGACAUUACUCAUCUGACACUAUCCAGUCUCGAAUGAUCAGUAUACAGAACAAGUGGAUAAACUUAAAUGAUGUGGCUGCUUAUCGCAAGAAGAAGAUCCAGGAAAAUCACCAACUGCAGCAGUUUAUUGCUGACUACAAUGACAUCAUGUCGUGGCUGGACAUGAUGGAGAGGAUUGUUGCCAAUGAUGAUCUUGGUUAUGAUGAGGCUAGCGCUGAGACCCUGUUGAAGAAGCAUAAGGUACAGUAUUGCUUGACUUUUCACUCUUAAACGUGGCCAAAGUCAAUAUUAAUCAAAAAUUUAAAAUUUCACUUUGUAAAUUGCUGCUUAGUAAACAAAUUCUCCUCUACAGUAUUAUAGACCGUGUGAGGAGAGCAGUGUGGAGGUUAUGCCCUCUGAUAUUAAUGUGGGUUAAACAACCACAUCUUCAGUGUUGAGUCUCCACACAAACCACUUGCCAAAAAGAUAUGUUGAUCUUAUGCCCUAAUAAUCUGUAAAUGAUUUUAUCUUUAACAGAUCAUUGAAGAAGACAUUGAAAACUAUGCAUCAGUGAUCAAAGGCCUUCAUGACCAAGUGGAUGAGCUUGGUGAUGAGGACAAGACAUCGCCUGAGGUGGUCGAUAGAUGCCGAAAGUAAGUUAUAAACUAAUUACAUUAUUUUUAGACAGUGGAAGGUUUGUACCCCGGAGUUAUUUCAUAAGUGGGUGGAAUAUGAUCAUCUGGCCGAGUAAAUCCUGAAUAGGACUGUUGUUGAGAGUGACGGACAUUUUGACAGUCUUUGCGGCAACAUCUUCAGAGUCAAAGUGUGUUGUAUCAUGCAAUACCAUCAACUGAUGAAGGUGUCACAACUCACUUUGGCUCCGAAGAUGACUACCGCACGAGUUGUCAAAACGUCAGUCACUGUGGACAACAGUCCUAUUCAGGGCUUCACUCACCUGGAAGGUCAUGAUUAUUCCACCCACUUAAGAAAGAACAUAAUUUUACUGGAUAUGGUAGCUUAGAUGUUAUGAAUGGUUGCUGUUAUGAAUAGUGAAGGAAUGAAGGGCCCUUGCAAGUUUUAAGGACCCUAAUAUUUCGUACUGCUUUCAGUCCGGUUGGUCUCCAGUGGGUGACCUCCCCAUUGAUGCAAUCCUUGUCUUCUUUUGCAGUGUUGACACUCGCUAUGAGAACUUGCGCUUACAAGGAGCAGACCGCCGACACAAACUGCUGGAUGCUCUCUCACUUCAUCGGCUCAACCGGGAUGCUUACAUUGUGGACAGCUGGAUUAAUGAAAAGGUUGGUGGUACUGAAUGUGAUUGGGGUGAUUAAUUGGGUACCUUGUGCAGUGCUUUGAUGCAUGAUUGUGUAUCAUGUGGACAGUUUUGUUGGGCAGAGUGUGGACUGCUCCUUGUGGAAAGGACAUAUAUCUAGAUUGCUGCUAGGAUUACAGUCAACUCUCAUUAUAGUGGACACAAUAGGGACUUCGACUUAUAGUGUCCUCAUUAGCGAGAGUCGUUAAUAGUGGGAGUUUAUUUCGCUGGAACGUCUUUAAUUUAUUUUUGCCUGGGAUUUAGCUGCUGUCCAUAUUACUGGAGUGUCCAUUAUAGCUGGGUGUCCGCAAGGCGAGAGUUGACUGUAUUUUUAACUCAGUUUAUGCUUGUUAAUGUAAUUUCUUAUCCUGCACCUGCCACUGUACUAGUGCCUCUACUACCACCAGGUCACACUGUCGCAUUCAUCAGAACGCAUCCCAAUCUGGUGUUCCUGUGGCACCAAGGCAGAAAUUUUUAAGCUCUCACGGGCAAAUUCAAAUUAGCCACCCCUAUUAAUCUUAUCAGGGGCACCUCGGCUGGGAAACUGGAGUCCUUGUGACUUGAUUUUGUUUCCGUAAUUUUUCCAUAAGUGACGAAGCUGGAUCCGUAAUCAAUGAUUACUUCUUGUAAUGAAAUUGAUAUUGAAAAGCUUGGUGUAAAGUUAUGUUUGUUAUUGAACUGUUGUCAUCCAAGCUUGACUUACAUCAAUUUUCUUAUCUUUUGUAUCUUAUAGGAGGACAGACUUGAAGCAGCUCUCACUGUUGAAAAGAGCAUGGAUUUGGAAGAAUGCCAGAUCAUUGAGCAAAGAUUCGAGGGAUUCCAACAGGUUUGUAGAAUGACAUCUGAUUUAUAAACAUGUAAAAACUAACCAGUUAACUAGCCAUUCUGACGUUUCGGCAACCUCAUGAAGCCAUCGUCAAGGAAUUGGGAAUAAAUAAAUGUGAGUUUGAAAAAAGAUGCGUCUAGCCCUUCUUCAUUUUUGUAACUCAUAAUCUCUUUCAAACUCGCAUUUAUUUAAUUCCCAAUUCCUUGAUAAUGGCAUCAUGUGGUCACAGAAACAUCAGAACUCUAUCUUAUUAGUUUUUACAUGUUGUACCCCAUAUUUUCAGGAAGCCUAUAGUUCAUAAGCCCCCGGCUUCUUGUAUAGGCUUCCUUGCCAUCACCAUUUUAUUGUCUCAGAUAUUUUUUUAAAUUUAUUGUGUUUUAAUAAAUUAUGAAAUGAAUGAAUGUUAAUGUUUCUCUAAAUUAUUAAGACAUCUGGUUUAUUUUUCAUGUCAGCCAGGUUUUUUUUAUGUUAGAACUUUUGUGAAUGUUUAUCAUUUUAAUUAUGACUCGAUUAUUGAUCACAGGAGUUGAAUGCCAAUGAAAAGCGUGUUGGUGUUGUUAAUGAUCUUGGUGGACAGCUCGUCGACAAGGGUCACAUCAACUCUGAUGAAAUCAAAGACACAAUUGAUGGUCUCAACACAAAGUGAGUAGUGUAUUUUUUUCUUGUGUAUGUUACAAAAAUCCCAGACAAUCAGGGAGUUUUAACCAUCCCAAGUUUUGUCAAUAUGUUGUUAAACUCCAGAGUCUGUCCCAGAUGUCAUUUUUGUUUGUUGAGGGUCUAGACUGGAGCCAAAACAUGAAGAAAUUGGUACUAAGCUAAAAAUAUCUCUGACAUGUUGAAAUGAAAUAGAGUGAUUUGUGUCCUUUCCAGAAAUUUAAGACACUUAGAGAAAUGCUUCUGAUUUCCUUGAUUUUGUUCCUGACCUUUCCUGGAUUUCUUGUUCUCGUUAGUCAGCAAAACCUGGAGAAACAAAUUUCCAGUUAUCGGGGAUUUUCUGGUCUUAUGAAAACCAGACUUAAGACUCUGAAGUAUUUUCAAACCUCUCUCCACCCUGUUUUUUUUUUUCUUUUGAAAUUGAAAAGGAUUCCUUGACAAAAUUUCUCACAGGAAGAGUUUCAAAAAAUUGAAUAUCUGUAACGACUUGUUUUCAGAUGGGCAAAUCUACGAAAUGCUGCAGACAUCAAGAAGGCCAAGUUGGACAAAGCUCUCAGACUCCAGCAAUUCCAUGCUGACAUUACUGAGACCAAGGUAUAUGACAUUAGCUUUUAACCCUUUAAACCCUAAGAUCAAAAUUUGAAUUCUCAUUUGUUGCCCUAUUCGUUUCCUACAGAAAUAGUGGGGAGAAGUUGAUAAAAUAUCAAGCAAAUUCAUCUUGUGUGAUCAUGUCUCUAAUUCUCAUGACCACCCUGUUUACAAAGCAUUGAUAUUACAAGGAGAAAUUUGAUGCUGAUCACUCUUAGGGCUUAAAGGGUCAACUUUGAAAAAUCAAAAAACCAAACAAACAAGCUACCAAAAUUUAUCCCCUCUUAAUUAUAUUGUUUCUCACUUUGUAUAGUGUUUAGGAGAAGAGAUUUCUUAGAGAUUUGCCUCACACACCACAGCCCAAGCUAAUUCUGGUUUUAACUUAAAACUAAAUUAUGCAAGCACUGCGAGCUAAUCACAUUAUGGGAGCUUGACUAAUUUAGGUUUUGUAAACAUGGCAAAGAGUCCUUCUGAGUUGUCUUUGUUAUUUCUAUGUAUUUUUAUUUUCUGUAUUUUUGCAAAUUCUUGUUUUUGACCACAAUCAACCAGCCAACAGAAGUGUUUUCCUUGCAGUUUUUUUGUUAGAGAAAAUAUUUGGAAAGUGUGCUUAGACCAGCCAACCGUAGUCUCCCUCGCAGUUCUUUUUGUCUUGUCACACGAUGUUGCUCCUCAGGUUGGGAGGAGUGUUGCAUGACAAGCCAGAAACGGCUGCAAUCGAGACCUUAACCUUAGAGUUGUGUAGGGCUGUUUGUUUAGAGAGAGAUUACUGAAAUCAGAAGUCAGUAGACUAAUCUAAUCCAUUAUCUCUACCCUUUAUAGCUGUGGAUUACUGAGAAGUCAAGCCUUCUCCUUAGUGUUGAGGAAGUGACAAACAUGAAAGAUCUUGCAACAGUAAUGAUCUUACAGCGACGUCUGAACAGCAUCCAGAGGGACCUCGGACCAUUAGAAGACAAGGUAAGGUUCAUUUAAACUUCACAGUGUGCUCAAGAUUGUGCCGCAUGGAAACUUAGGGCUUGAUAUUCUAUUGUAGUCUAAUCUUCUAAGUCCAUAACUUAUCUCUGUCACUUGUCCUAAUCCUACAUCAUCAUGUUAGUGUGAGGUUUGUGAAGCACUUUAUCAUGGUUGCUAUACAGACCUUCUGAGAAGAGUACAAACAUCAGCUGGAGAGACAGUGCCACACCUGAGGGGAUCUAUGCGUGACUAACCAGGGUGUAAAGAAAACUAUUUUUACAGCUUGCCAUUCGGGCAAGCUGAAGCUAGCAUUUACUAGCCCAGACAUCAUUUCAACUAGCCCCAAAAACGUUUUGACUAGCAGAAUUUAUUUUACAGUUCUUCUGUUAUUCGAAUUCCUCAAAAAAACAUCACUUGCCUGUCAGGCAAGUUAGAAACAGAAUUCAUUAACCCGAUAGCAAAAUCCACUAGCCUCGGGAUAUUGGGAUAUCUUUGCACGCUGCUAACACCGCGUCUUCAGUUUGCUGGUCAUUGAUAUUGGGCAGAUAAAGAAAUAAUCUCAUCUUUCAUCCUCCGAUGGCCAGUGUGCAGAGUGUAGUCAUGUAAGCUAACAUACCCUGAAGUGAUUGCUAGGGAUUUAGGACUUGUUUCCAGGGACCUGAGUACAGCAAUGACAAAUUGUGGAAAGAAAUCUUCAUGAAUGUCCCAUCCACCCCAGUGGUCAAAGGAUGAUCAGUGUUAAUGGCAAUGUUGAAUAAUUGUAUUACUUUAAAGGCCAAACAUUUUUGUUGGGAUCACCACACCUCAGUCUCCAAAGUUCAGGAAAAAUAAGUUUCUUUAUGUUAGUAGACCAUUGGUGUCCACGGCGUUGGUUGAUGUUUCUUCUUUUCGUGUUGUAGGUCACCAAGCUUGAGAGUGAUUCUAAUAACCUUUGCUCUGAAUACCAAGGGGUAAGUUGAUUUGAUUGAUAUAUUCUGUUUUUGUUGCAGUAGAGGUUGUUUACUGAAAAAAUAUAUAGAAAAAGACGGUGAUGGGGAAGCCUGAACUGGAAGUCUGAGGCUUAUAUGGGGACCAGGCUUCCCCUGAAUUAGUUUAAGUAGACAUGACAUUAGACAAAAGACGCGAUUUUACAAAAUAAACUACAGCAUAAACUAAGAUUCAGAAAAGAAAAGAAGGAGAAUACAACUUAAAUUGCAUACAAAAGUUACCAACCUUUUUGAAUCAUUAGGUCUGAAGAAGACUAUAUCUUUGAUUUGAUCCUCAAGUUUUAUCUGGUAUGCUAUUGUUUUAUAAUUAAAUUUCUUACGAUUUCUUUGAAAGGAACCUGAAGAACCGAUAAUCAGAGAAAAAAUGACUGUGGUUAGCAGUGGCUGGAUUGACCUCAAGGACAAUGUGAGUUACUCUUUCCUCGUUUAACAGGGGAAAUUUCAACAAUGAAGCUGUCUUCACACAUUUGGAUGUGAGGUUGCGGCGUAAUUUCUCAAAACACCAAGUAUUAUUAAAUUAAACUGAAUUAUUAAAUUAAAACCUGUUGAACAGUAGGACAGUUCCUAGCUCACAAACCGGAUAAUUUUGCUCCGUUAACUAAUUGACUCAUUAUUUUCAAAAUUAUUGAAACUUUGAUCUUGAAUGCAAACUCUGCAAAUAUAAAACAGCUUUUUGGGCGCGAAAGGUUAGUGGGACUUUCGAGAAAGAGCCCCUUGCACACUUAUUCUCAGUAUAAAAGAAAUAUAGAAUUUUUAACAGGACAAAAUUGAAGCACAAUAUCUUUCUUAUUACCCAGGUUAUAACUAGUUUGCUGAUUCUGUGUUGUUUUAGGUAAAACAACGGGAUGAAGCCUUAGCAGAAUCUGGAGAGCUUCAGCGCUUUGUAAUUGACCUCGAUAACUUCCAGAUAUGGUAAGUUAAUGAUACAGUAAGAAAUUAAAAGACAUUCAGUAGAACACGACAAGGGUAUAGUUAUUUAUCUUAAAUUGGGGAGACUUUUUUUUUGGAGGUGUGUACCUAAACUAAUUGUGCUAUUCACUGGGUAGAGAUUUAUCCAAAAGAUAGAGUUAUCCUCCUUUCGAACAAUUAGGCCCAGGUGUUCCUUUGUGAAUCUCUGAAGUGCAGUCUUUUUGCUAGGACAUACAAUGUAGUAUAAAUUAUCCAAAAGAGAAAACUUGGUCAUAACUUGUUUUCUUUUUUUAAGGCUGAACAACACUCAGAACGAGGUUGCAUCAGAGGAUAUGCCAGUGUCUCUGUUUGACGCCGAGAAGAUGCUGAAAGAACAUGAGGACCUCAAGGAGGAGAUCGAUAGUCGGGAGCCAGACUUCAGACAACUAAUGGCAAGUGGACCCAAAUGGAUCCAGGACGAGUCUGACCUCCAACAGCAGUCGUUGAAGGAACAACUUGAUAACUUGGAGACUGGAUGGAAUGAUGUGCAUAUUUUGUGGGAGAAUAGAAAGAAAAUGCUUAUUCAAGCUUUGAACCACCAGGUAUGGAGAUGAUGACUUCACAGUUUCACAUAAAUUCCAUGCUUCUUCAAUGUGUCUUUUCAAAAAAAAAAUGAGAAAGAAAGCCAAUGUCGAAUCUUCUUGAUGUUGAAGAAAAAAAAAAGAGCGGGAAGGGACUCUGUAAUGUCCACAUUUCAGAAGUAGGGAAUAUGAGUGAAGUUUCUUGUUUGUACUGAACAGAGAGAUGUCCGGAACAAGGGGUUUGAAAAGUAUGUGUAAAUAAAGUAUUUUUUUUAUGAUCAUUUAUGACUACUAACCCAACUGUAUGCUUUGGUUUUCUUUUAGUUGUUUAUCCGUGACUCUAAGCAGUGUGAAGCCAUUCUUGGCCAACAAGAACUUUUCCUGUCUAAAGAAGAAAAUGGAGUAAGUUUUACAUGGUUUCACCUGUGCUUCUUAACUUCUGGUUCAAGAGAGAUUCGAAAUUCGAUGUUUUUAUGUGCUGACAAAAUUGGUAGUCUGCUCCACAGCCGUUCUUUGUGUUGUCACGUAACGCUGGAGAGGAGCGUUGCGUGACGACGUAAAGAAUGGCUGUGAAGCAGACUAACAAAAUGGCGGUGGCCUACUGACGAAAGAGGUUUCAUCUGUAUGGUCAAACUGUAGGAUUUCAAUCAUAGACUCUAACAGUGUAUAAGUUUUAGAAUCACUUUAUACUGUAUAAUAAACAGUACCACAGGAAAGAACUGCUUAGAAGCUUUUAUUUGAAUGGUCACACUGUGUGAUUUCGUUCACGGACUCAAAAUGUAGAACCACCUUGUACAGCAUAAUAAACAGUACCACAGGAUAUUACUGCCCUGUAGCUUUCGUUUGAGUGAACACACUUUAGGAUUUCAUCCACAUACUGCAUAACUGACUCGUAGAAUGAAGUGGUAAUCUCAUAGAUAAGACAAUGAUGCGAAGCUCGCAAUUUUAAUUUUGAAUUCCAAUUUGUCAAAGGCCACUGUUGAAGCUGUGAAGGAACUCAUCAAGAAACAUGAAGAAUUUGACAAGCGAAUGAACACAAAUGAUGACAAGAUCAACCAAAUGAUGCAGUUUGCCGAUCGCCUGAAUGACGAAAACCACUACGCAUCUGACAAAAUUACUGAGAAAGCUCGCAGCAUUGACGAAAGGCAAGGAAACAACUUUUCUGUAGUACUUUUUAUAAAUAUUUUUCUCUCACGAGCCUUGUACACCAGCGGGCUGGCCUGGUUACCGGGAUCAAUUUUGCCUUGGGUUCAUAUCAGAAAUUUCAGCCCGGUUUCCGAGAUGAGGAAACGCCGAAGAUUCUGGGGAUGAGUUCAGGCGCGAAAUUCGAGAAACGAAGCAAACAUGACGAAACACAAAGUUAUAAUUUUCGUGCCUAUCAUAGCUUUGCAACUCCUAUAGCUGUAUCACUGCUGUCAAAUGGGAUGCUUAUGAUGUGGAAAAUACAGCAGGCAAAGGAAGACAAUGUCAUCCGGGCUACACUGUUGCCCUGUUGCUUUCUUCCCGGUAACUGGGGUGAAGUGUUCAUAUGGCAAAAUUUUCCAGCCUGCUUACUGAGAUCUUGCUGGAAAAACCGAGAUCUCAGGAACGGAGCCAGCCUGUCCUCUCAUAUGAACGUAUCGGAAAUUUUAGAUUUAGACUGGACUCUUGUGAAGAGGCACUUAGAUGGGAAACUGACUUCGUUCUGUCUUAACACAAAUUACCCUGCUUACUCGGAUCUGCUUGCUUUCACAGGAGAAUUGCUAACCAUGAAAAGAUGGCUGCCGCUCUUAAGAGACUGAGAGAUUCCUUGGAAUUGCAGCAGUUUAUACAAGAUGCUGAAGAUGUAUGUUGCCUAAAUUGUUUGUUGUUUGUUAUUAAUUUUCCGUAACGUUCUUAAUCCACUUUUACCGAGGUGUAUUAAUGUCAUCGCCUAUACUUAACUGAUAUUUUGUAAAUAUCUUUUUAGAUGUACGACUGGCUUAAUGAGCGUCUGUUGAUCGCCUCAGAGGAAACGUACCGAGAUCUUAGUAACAUUCAGGGCAAGGUCAUGAAACACAGAACAUUUGAAGCAGAAAUCCAGGCCAAUAAGGAAAGACUGGAUACCAUUUGUGAGGUUAGUGUGAAGCUAAAGAGAACGACCUUGUUCAGCCUUACAUAUAGUGCCACAGGAAAGUACAGCUCAGUAGGUAUCAUUUAAGUGGUCACACUAUAGGAUUUCAUCCUCAGACUAAAAUUUGCAUCUCCUUGGACUUCCUGUGCGUGCGCUCAUUCACACAGGAGACCCAUAAAAGUGGCUUUUGUCCAUGACACGAGUUUCAAACUCCAACUACGAUUUUACGACCUCUGCUAAAUUAAAUUUCUUUCCUCUUGCAGUCUGGCAACAACAUCGCAGAAGAGAAGCCAGAAAACAAGCCCGAAAUCGAGGAGCGUCUAGAGAAACUGAAUGUCAAAUGGCAGGAGCUUGCAGAUGCUUCCACACAAAAGGGAACGAAACUUGGAGAUGCACAAAAACAAGAGGAGUUUAACACCGGUGUAAAGAACAUACAGGAAUGGUUCACAGAGAUCGAACAGACAGCCGUCACACACGAGAGGGCGACUGAUCUGACAACGGCCACAAGGCUCUAUCAAAAGCAUAAGGUAUUCUAAAGGAAAAAUAGAUGUUCAUUCCUUGUCAUCCCUAGUCAUGCCAGUCAUAUAAGUAUUGUUUCAUUAUUUUUGUGUGUGUCUGUGUGUCACACCCAACCGCCGUUCUUUGUGUUGUCACGCAACACAAGAAGAAACAUUUCGUGACAUUCCAAAGAACGGGUUCUCAAAAUGGGUUUAACAUUCAGCGACUCUAUUUCGGGACAUACCUGAAGUCUGUAAGCCAUAUCUACCAACUGAAACCAAAUGGCUGCUAGCUCGAUUGUUGACAGCGGCCUUUGCCUUAAGAAAGAGCCAAUCAAAAUUUUGCAUCGCGAGAGCAUCAAAGAAAGCCAAUCGUCGUUGUUUAGUUUCUAUGGUCCCUUAUUUUUUUUCGCAUACACGUCGCGCCUCCUUGUGGUGAUUCUCCGCGCGUUUGCGCCUUACUCGAAGUCUGAGAGUGGAUUUCCACCAUCGCAUAAUUUUAACGUGCAUAAUAGCGGUAAUGUAUGAAAGGUCGCGCUUAACGUAAUGGUUGAAGCUCCCUCAACUUUAACGUUUACGCGCUAAUUUUUAUUUAUUGUCUCUAUUGUAUUGACGCGCGUACUCACGUAUAAAUUACGCGACAGCGGAAAUCCACCCUUAUGCGCGCCCAAUUGCGCACGUAAAAAUUACGCGACAGUGGAAAUCCAGCUUAACCGAAUUUAAGUGUACUGCAUAACCAUAACCCUCUAGUAACAGUGAAACUUAUCGGUGAUGUUUUCAGAUGAUGGAGAAGGAAAUUAUAGCCAGGAGAGAGCGAAUGCAACAGCUUAACAGCCAAGCUCAAGAUCUAGUGGAUGCUGGUCAUUUCGAUCCCAAUGCUGUGGAAGAAACGCGCAUCGUUAUGGAAGAGAGGUUUGUUAUCAGCCAUGAGACAGACUUUUUAGUAACUGUACUUACAAGACUCCAUUAUUUACUCUGAAAACGAACGGGUUGACGUAACUCCUUUUGCUUGAUUGUUGUAGGGUUGAAGCAAUGGCUGCGCCUUUGGCUGAGAAGGGCGUAGAUCUUGAACGUACCCUUGGCUACUUCCAGUUCAACCGAGACUGUGAUGAUGAAGAGGUGAGGAUAUUAAUACUCUGUAAAUGGACUGAUGAUCCAGGGAGGUUACUUUGGUGGUGGGUACGGCUGGACUUUCACAGUGUCCUUUUUAGUAGCGCCGUUUUGUUUUGCCACGUUCAAAAGGUCUUUGUAGCUUGCAGCAAUCGGUAAAGCAUCGCCCCAUGACUUUCAUUUUAGCGGGAAGUUAGAUUCAAAAUCCUUCGAGCGAAGAGAAGUUCAGUAGCUCUCCAGACAUGGUCUAUGAUUGGAGAACGAAACAAUACCCCUAUCCCUAAAAACAAAAGAAGCUACUGCUUAUUUAGGCCAAUGAAAACAGAGGUCAGGAAGAGCUACCGUACUACUCCGAACGAAACAAGUUAGCCUCUCGCGACUGCGUCAACAGCUUGUAUCGUUUCGCUAAGCUUGGUUUAGGAUUCUUGACAAUUCUUAACCCCGUAUUACUGAUAAAAGAGAUCGACUUGGUGCAGACAUGGGUUCUGAAACCCUGACUCUACUUCAGACCUCACCUGAAACGCUGGUCUAGUAAAACAAUUGAUACGAAAAAACCUGAGGAACUUUCCUACCAAAGUGCCCUGUCUGCGAUUGCGACAAAUUGAAAGCACUGGUCUCUGUUUUUUAGUGGUCAGAUCUCGAUUUUGAUGGUACUCAUGUUGUUGUGUUUUAGGCCUGGAUAAAAGAAAAGGAACCAAUGCUCCAGUCAACCAACUACGGCAACAACUUGUUUGAAGUACAGACGCUACAGAAGAAACUCCAGGUAAGAUAUAAAGAUGAAAUGUGAUUCUAAAAUGGAAACAACAAUAGUACAAAUGGGUAAUGCCUCGAAUUGAUGUGACUCUCAGAGCUAGUUGCAUCUACGGCACAAGAAUAUAUACAUCAACAAACUGCUACGAAAGGGUAAUCUCGGUAGAUUUUCGUGCAUUUUCGUUUACCUUCGUUGCAUCCUCGCCAUCGCAUUAGAUCAAAGUCAUAGGCAUUGUGUUGAGAGACUCUAGUCCUUAAAACAAAACUCACAGGGGAAAGUGAAAAGUGGUACAAGAAGAACAAAAACUGCUGAAUAAGCUCCCUCCCCUCCCUUGCAACUAUUUUUCGGUACAAAAACCGACCCGGCUUUAAGCGAUGAACAGGCUUUGGAAUAAGCCCCAUAGAACGCUUAUCGCUUAAUUUUUGGCUGAUUGCGCUGUUGGUAAAGGUAAUUCUUACUUAUAACCGUUUCUUGGCAGACCUUGUGCGCGGAGAUUAAGAUUCAUGAAGCGCACAAAGACAACAUCUGCAAACGAGGACAAGAUCUUGUGGAGUCUGGUCAUCCAGAGUCGGAACAAGUGGCCGCCAGAAUAGACGACCUGCAGGAGAAGUAUGACAACCUCAAGAAACUUUCGGAUGCUUACAAAGCUCAGCUUGACCUGUCACUCCAGGCUAAACAGGUUUGAUUGGUUCUUGAAUCCUUGGUGAUUUUGUAACUUGCUUUAGUGAAAGUAAAGUCGGAAAAUAUCGGAUAUUAUAUUCAGUUUGUGAAAGGGUAAAAAAAAAUGGUACCAUACAAAAAUCCUGCUCAGUUGCUUUCAUUUGAAUGGUCACACCGUAGGAAGAUGACCACAGUCUCGAAUGUAACUUCGAGCGUUAAAGGAAAGUUAUUCCGUUCAAGAGCUUUUUGCUAUUCAACUAUUUCGAGUCGAAAUUUAUGUCCGAAGCGUGUCAUUCUAUAAAUCAUUCUCUAUGGUCUCGUGGAAGAAGUUACUUGCUGGUCAUGAAUAUUGGAAAAGUAAACCAUAAAAACGAAAUAUCUUCGUUGUUUUCAGUACUACUACGAUGCCGCGGAAGCUGAAUCUUGGAUGAGUGAACAAGAACUGAAUAUGAUGGGUGAUGAACGAGGAAAGGACGAGGCAAGCGCCAGUGCAAUGCUUAAGAAACACGAGACAUUAGAAGCUGCCAUUGCUGAUUACUCUGAGACUGUUAAUGAACUUGGCGACACUGCUAAGGCACUAGUGGAUAGCGAGCACCCAGAGAGGUAAGUAGUAUAUCAAACACGAGCAGGAGUGUUUUAUGUGGUGUAGAAACACCAUGACGUCGCACAUCAAAUACGAAAGUUUCAUUUGAUUUCCAAUCACCAGUAAUGAGUAUAUCAGACACGAGAAAGAGUGUUUUAUGUGGUAUCCAAACACCGAGAACAAUAUGUCAAACACGAGAAGGCGUUUUUUUUUUCAUCUAAAAUCUAAGCACCCAGAAAUAAUAUGUAGACACGAAAGGGGUUGUCUUUUCCCGGUAUCUAAGCACUGAGAAUUAACACAUCAACACGGGGAGGAGUGUUUCAUCUCAUAUCCCCACACUUUGAAGGGUUGAUAAAACGAGGCGUAGCCGAAUUUUUUUUUUAGACCGACGCUAGGAUUUUGUGGAUCAUAUAGGUGGACAGGCGUUACUUAUGAUUGAUCGAUGGUAUUUAAAGUCAUCCAUUGACCAAUCAUUGCUUGUAUUUUUCACUCAACCUAUCCCAGAAAUCUUUGCGCCGAAAGUUAUUACCCAUUCUCUCAGUAGUUUAUUUUGUGGCGAAAUGACGCACGUUUCAGCAAUUAGGGUUGCAUUUGUGUCCGUUCGGCAAUUGUAAAUGAGUUUCAGAAAAUUGUUUGACCUCUCCUUAGAAAAGCAGGCUUUACAACUCCCAUAACCUCAUACUUACGUUUUUCGUAUUUGACGUAAAUACAAAGCUGAAACUUAUUCGUUUUCCUUGCCUUUUUAGUGAGACGGUUAAGAUCCGCCAAGCCCAGGUAGACAAACUAUACGAAGGACUCAAGGAUUUGGCUGAGGAAAGGCGCGGCAAGUUGGACGAGACUCUAAAGCUUUACCAGCUGCAGGGAGAAAUAGAUGAUCUGGAACAAUGGAUUGCAGAGAAAGAAGUUGUGGCAGGUUCUCAAGAUAUUGGACAAGACCUCGCCCAAGUUGAGGUACAUAUUUCAGUCUCAACUAUUAACAGCAUUAGGUGCAGCUUUCGUACUCUUUUUUUUUUUUUUCGCCUUGUGCAGAUACGUAAUUUGAAAGACGCACUGAUUAGAGCUUUAUCCUUAAUUGAUUGCACAAAAGCGGGAAGGGGCGAUUUUUUGCCACCCUGUGUCUCAAACAGUCUAUACCGCCGGACGAUAUCCAGGGUGUGACUGACAAGUCCGGCUCAUGCAAUUUAGUUGCGUGACUUCAAGAAUGAUUUGAAAAAAAAAACGAAAAAGAAUUUCUAAAAUAUCGUGGUGUGGUAGCCAGAACAACACCUGCGAUCACCUUCAGAUAGCACACGUUUCCGACCAAGUCACUGUUUUAGUCGAUCAUACCAGGAAAGUUGUCGGGCAUACGCGACUUGGACUUUUAAUUUCUUUACGUACUAAGGAACUCCUAUGGUUUAAAAAUGAUAGUCUUUGGUAUUCGAUCUUAUUGGUCAUUGCAUCCACCGCGGUUACGCUUUUGUCGGGCGUUGAAAUCAGCAUUUUUGCAUCGUUUUGUUUGUUUACCCAUGGUUUGUUCUUAAUCUCCACUACACAGUGGAAUACGGACUUCUUGAGCCCUAAGUUUAUAGAACCUCUUAAUAAUUCGAGCUAAAACUGACUUCCCUUUUCAAGUUUGUAAUUUUACCCCCUUUUAUUCCAUUCUCUUUGUAUGUCGAAUCAAGCUUCUAUCCCAAAGGGGGUUCGAAACUGAGAUUCCAUUGUAACUUAAAAUAAUGCUCAUUUAUUAUUAACUUUUCAACAGCUGCUGAUUGAAAAAUUCCGCGAUUUCGCACGAGACACCACCAAUACUGGAUCGGAAAAGGUGGCAGCCACGAAUGCUGUGUGUGAUCAACUUAUUGGCACAGGUCACACUGACGCGGCCACUAUCGCCGAGUGGAAAGAUCAGAUUAACGAGUCCUGGUCUAACCUUCUUGAACUCAUUGAAACCAGGACAAAGGUAAGCAAAAAUUAAUAUGCUUUGUGAUUGGCUUAGGCUAAUAACCUGAGGUCUUUUUCAGCCAAUGAGAAAAAAUCCAGUCUCGACCGGUAACCACACGUUUUCCCGCGCUUUUCGCCCGCGUAGCCGGCCACGCACACAUGCCUCCUUUCAACUGGUUCGUCAGUUUGUCUGUGUUGUGAUUGACCAAGCUAAAUCGAAAACUGGUUUGAGUAUGUUUUUCUCAAGAAAAAUCGUUGUUUUCGUAUUGAACUUUUGGUUUCGAUAAAAGAAAAUAAACUUUCAGAGUAACACCUAACUGGUGCUUUUUCUCUCGCGUACUUAAAUUCCCGAAAAUUCGGGAGCUAAAUUUUCACGAGUAUGGAUUUUGUUUGACGAUUUCUCUCCAAAACUUGAAACUAGCUGCGCGCAAAUUUAUUAAGAUUAAAGGUAGAAUUAGUUGCUUUUCUUUGUCACAAAAACGUGCCUUACUGAAAAGUGUUUUAUUUAAUUUUCAUUUCAGUUGUUAGAGACAGCUCGUGAACUACAUAAGUUCUUCCAUGACGCCAAAGAAGUUCUGGCCAUGAUUCACGAGAAAGAAAACCUCCUUACAGAUGAUCUGGGUCGCGAUCUAAACAGUCUGCAUCAACUACAAGUGGUUCACCAAGGAUACGAGGCUGAUUUAGCACCACUUGGCAACCAGGUAAAACAGUGGGUUGAUAAUGUAUUAAUAUAGCCAA
Porites lobata is the source of this 29966-nucleotide messenger RNA. The record is from the annotation of a GenBank genome assembly. Lineage: Eukaryota; Metazoa; Cnidaria; Anthozoa; Scleractinia; Poritidae.